Messenger RNA from Annulohypoxylon maeteangense, 717 nucleotides. RefSeq names its product RNase H domain protein. Gene Ontology annotation, biological process: DNA replication, removal of RNA primer. The coding region runs from base 1 to 717 and encodes 238 amino acids. The transcript has 2 exons. Gene Ontology annotation, molecular function: nucleic acid binding; RNA-DNA hybrid ribonuclease activity. NCBI's taxonomy places the organism in Eukaryota, Fungi, Ascomycota, Sordariomycetes, Xylariales, Hypoxylaceae. The record is from RefSeq and is a predicted model, not a curated record.
AUGUCUCUCGGAUGGAACUUCAGUGGGGUAGCAAUCUUUUGCCAAUAUCCAAAUGGCAUACCGAAGAUUAGAGGCACCGGCAAAGUUUUCCCUACGAGGUUCUCUCCUCCAACUAGUUCGGCCCUCCCGACAGAAGUGUUUCGAAGCGACAGAAUAUGUUCCCGGUACAUCCAUCUCAAAGACCGCCAGUGCACUCUUGUCUUCACGGAUGGCGCGUGCUUGAAUAAUGGCAUGCCUAACCCUAGGGCUGGCUGGGGAAUCGUCUAUGGUCCGGGACACCGGGACGGCGGGCCGGAGAUUGAGUGCGGUCGGCUAGAGAACAAAGGACCUUUCGGCGACGACGGUAUCCAGAGCAGCAACAGGGCCGAGCUCCGUGCCGUCAUCGCCGCUCUGCGUGUCCGAAACUGGCCCGGCGAAGGCUUGAAUACUAUUGUUAUCGCCACCGACUCGACAUACGUCGUCGACGGAUCUACGAAGUGGGCCAAGACGUGGAUCAAGAAUGAUUGGAAGACGGGCGUAGGCGCAGAUGUCAAGAACAGAGACCUGUGGGAGAUGCUCCUAGGCGAAGCCGAGAGAUGGGAGGAUAGGGGGCUUUUGAUCCAGUUCUGGAAGAUUCCUAGGGACUGGAAUAGUGCUGCGGAUGCAGCUGCGAAAGAGGGUGCCCUGAAAGAGGAGGUGACUGAUUAUAGCGUCAGGCCAGAGCGCAUGUGCUUUUGA